Messenger RNA from Scatophagus argus, 1858 nucleotides. RefSeq names its product ring finger protein 25 (gene rnf25). The record is from RefSeq and is a predicted model, not a curated record. The transcript has 10 exons. Gene Ontology annotation, molecular function: protein binding; ubiquitin protein ligase activity. Lineage: Eukaryota; Metazoa; Chordata; Actinopteri; Scatophagidae. Gene Ontology annotation, cellular component: nucleus. Gene Ontology annotation, biological process: protein ubiquitination. The coding region runs from base 247 to 1617 and encodes 456 amino acids.
CUGCUGACAUUCUAAAAUAAACGUUUCAAAUUAGACCGCAUUAUAGAUACGCCUCUUGACAACCGGGACAGGGACGUCACGUUAAUAGUUUAAGUAACGAGCCUUAAUUUGUGUUGUAGUUACGUGGUUUGUAGCGUGUUAAAUCAGGGUUCUGGUAUUUCUAUAUUUUGUCCCAGAAACUUCCGUUUUGAAAGGUCUUCAAUUCAAUUUUCUGUAGCAGCUAGCGGCUCGCACAGAAACAUCAUCAUGGCAGCGGAGUGCGAUGUGCUGUCUGAGAUCGAGGUGCUGCAGUCCAUCUAUGUGGACGAGCUGCUGGUCAACAGGAGGGAGGACGGGGACUGGGAGGUGAGCCUGGUCCUCUACCCGUCCACGGCGGAGGAUUCGGUCUCCCAGUUUGUCCGACUCACUCUGACUUUGACUCUGGAUCAGCAGUAUCCUUUGUCCUGUCCGGCCAUCUCCAUUCAUAACCCGCGGGGGCUUUCCGAUGACAAACUCAGCAGCGUCCAGAAGAGUCUUCAGCUGGAGGCUCAGUCCUGCCUGGGCUCACCUGUGCUGUAUCAGCUGAUUGAGAAAGCAAAAGAGAUCCUGACCGAGAGCAACAUUCCUCACGGGAACUGUGUCAUCUGCUUGUAUGGCUUUAAGGAGGGAGAGGCCUUCACCAAGACCAGCUGCUAUCACUACUUCCACUGCCACUGCCUCGGCCGCUACGCCAGCCACUCGGAGAGCGAGCUCCGCCAGAGGGAGAAGGAGCUGGAGGAGGACAAGACCAGAGACAGAACAGCCUACCAGGAGCUGACGGUGGUUUGUCCGGUGUGCAGGGAGCCUCUAACGUACGACGUUGACCAGCUUCUGUCCUCCCCUGCCCCCCAGCUGCCUGAGCUGGACGAGGCAGCGAUUGGCUCGAGCUUUCAGCAGAAGUGGUGUGAACUCCAGAAGCUUUUGGAAAGACAGCGAGCUAAAGGGGGGAUCAUUGACCCGGAGGUGGAGUCGAACCGUUUUCUCAUCCACAUCAAUGAGACCCCGUCUGAAAAUGGAAACCUGGACGCAGACGUCUCCCCUGGCCCCCCGCCGGCGCCCUCUGCCUCUCAUGUUUCUUCUGAUGGAGGUGGCGUCAGAGCGGACCGGUUUGCUCCUGGACUGUCACACUGCGGAGGUCCGGGCCAGAGGCGUCAGAACCCGAUGAGGGACCAGAGGAGAGGAGGCAGGUCCAGACCACAACCCAGGAGGGCCGCUGCCAUCUCAGAGCACCUGGACAAGCUCUCUCUGUCCUCACACUGCACCGAAGGACCCACAAAAGCCAAAGCUCAGGGUAAACACGGCCAACAGGUGCAAGCAAAUGCCGAGACGGGCGGGGACGUCUCGGCAGAGCACCGUGAGACACUGCUGUCUCCAGACCAUCGGCCAGCCUUGGACACUGAAAGCCCAGAAGAUGCUGCAGACCCUGCAGGCGCUCGUGGAAGGAGAAGAGGUCCACCUGUCCUCCGCCACUGGGACGGGAGAGCUUCACGGAGCGGAGGAGGAGGAAGAGGAGGACGAGGGGGGCCCCGCAGGGGUCACAGCAGGGGCUUCCAGCACAAGGUGGAGGAGGGAGACCAGGGCCGAGAGGAGGUGCUAUGACAAAGAGCAACAGGAGGGCCAAUGGACGAACGUGCGUGUGCCUCCGUCAUCACUUUGCAUAGUUUGAAGCCCUGCAGCAGAACUGACUCUCGUAGACUCUGUUCCUCCUCGGCGUCCCCGUCAUCCCGGUCUCCAGUACGCACUUUCAUGCACACUAAUAUCAGAUACAGAUGGGUGUUGCUUUGUGUUGUGGUGCAAUAUGACUUGAGAGAAGUACAAAUUAAAUUUUCUCUGGAUGUCA